CACUGAAAGGAGGAGGAAAAAAAUCGGAUCAAGCUUUUCCGGUCUGCUAGUCCUAAUUUCCCCUCAAGACCUCUGGCGCUGGAGCUGAAGGGACGCACAGAUCCAGAGAGAGAGUGAGCGACAUCCUUGGCAAGGAGCAGCAAGGAGGAACUGGUGAAAUUAAGGUUUUUCCAAACGGGUGUCUGGGUAAGGUGAACGCAUCCUGUGCGCGAGAAGAGGAGCGUGAGAAGAGCAGAAUGCUUCGGCGGAUGGGAGCGCACCCGAGGCUCGUCGCGGUCGCUCCGUGCUCUCCCAUUCGCGCGUCUCUUCGUCUCUUCGUCUCCGUGAAGCCGCCACAUAGCGGACGCCGCUGCUAGUCCUCCUCUCCGCUGCUCCUGCUUCAGCCAGCUCCGGGUAUCUGCCCGACUGGUCAUUACAUAACGCGGCGUCUUUGUCGCCAGUUCUGACUUGCGGAGUGGGGAAAACUACGUCCUGUUUACCGAACCAGCAAAAGCAGCGAGCAGGCGACGACUCGGUCCAAGCAGGAUUUAAAGCCGGACCGUGCUGCAUUCUGCUGUCGUGGACUGGACUGAAGGACUAGCAGGGUGGAAACCUGAAUCUAGCGGUGAUGAGAACUCACCCCGAGUGGAUUUCACUGGUGUGUUGCCAGAAGCAUCUGGAAAGGAUAACACAGGAAUACACUCCAGAGUACCAGAGGAUAAUUCACAUCUCAGACUUUUCAGUGUUUGAGCUCUGCAGCUGCUGACUGAUGUCUUUUUGAUUGUGUUUUAUUGGGAAAUUGUUGUAGUCACUCUUGCUGAUACAAUUCAUAACCUGGCAGCAGUGGCUUGGACAUGUUGGAUAACCCUAGUCCUUGAUGCAUUCAGUAGGUGACUGAGGGAUAAGCAUCCUAUCGAGAAAUCACAGCAGAUCAGUAAUCCGGCCAAGUUUACUCGUAGCUAUGCAGUGAAGAUGUGUGCAGCCAGGUUCAGUGGCUGCCUCAAUGGCUGUGCUGAGGAGGCCCCCGGAGGUGCUGCGGGGGCUGUUGGUUCAGUUGUGGCCUCCAGGAUGCUGGACUGGUCAGAGGCAGGUCCCCGCAUCCUCCACAGCUUGGAAAUAGGCACAGUGAUGAACCUCUUCUACCAGAAAAAGUCCCAGCGCCCUGAGAGGAGAACGUUCCAGAUAAGGCAGGAUACGAGGCAGAUAGUGUGGAGCAGAAACCCUGACAAAAUGGAGGGAGAGAUCGACAUCCGGGAGAUCCGGGAGCUGCGGUUGGGGAAGGGCUCCCGUGAUUUUGAACGCUACCCAGAUGAGGCUCGUAAGCUGGACGCCACCCACUGCUUCAUAAUGCUGUACGGCCUGGAGUUUCGCCUCCGGACCCUCAGUGUAGCUGCCUUCAGUGAGGAAGAAGUCAACAUGUGGAUCACUGGACUCAACUGGCUGAUGAUUGACACUCAGAGGGCACCGGCACCACAGCAGACUGACAGGUGGCUGAGGAAACAGUUUGAAGUCAUGGACAGGAGCCACGAGGGCAGCAUUACAGUGAAGGACGUGAAAGCUCUGCUGCCUCAGAUCAACUACAGAGUGCCCAACAUGCGCUUUCUCAAAGACAAGCUACAGGAGGUGGAAGCAAGGAGUGAACUGUCGUACCCCAACUUUGCACAGCUCUACAGAACACUGAUGUUUGAUGCACAGAAGAAUAUUAUUGAGCAGCUGGAGCUCUCCUUCCCUCUGCGAAAUGUUGACAGAGCAGAGCUUUGUCAGAUCUCCCUCUACGACUUCCAGAAGUUUUUACAGAUGGACCAGAAGGAGUCCUGGGCGUCAGAUCUGAGUCGUGUCAGGGAGUUUCUUAUGGGUUACAUGAGGGGGGUACCACAGCCUGAGCCGAUGCUACAACUGGAUGAGUUUCUGACCUUCCUGUUCUCUAAAGAGAAUUCUGUGUGUGACCCUCGACUUUCACCCGUUGUUCCUGAUGACAUGAAAAGGCCACUGUCUCAGUACUGGAUCUCAUCUUCGCACAACACCUACCUGACAGGUGACCAGUUUUCCAGUGAAUCAUCUCUAGAAGCCUACGCUCGUUGUCUGAGGAUGGGCUGCCGCUGCAUUGAACUGGACUGCUGGGAUGGACCUGAUGACCUGCCAAUCAUCUACCACGGCCACACCUUAACCUCCAAGAUCAAAUUCCUGGAUGUGCUGCACACCAUCAAAGAACAUGCGUUUGUUACAUCUGAGUAUCCUGUGAUCUUAUCCAUCGAGGACCACUGCAGUGUGGUCCAACAGAGGAACAUGGCCACAUACUUCAAGAAGGUGUUUGGAGAUCUGCUGCUUACCAAACCGGUUGACAGCAAUGCAGAGGAGCUUCCUUCACCCUACCAGCUCCGCAGGAAGAUCCUCAUCAAACACAAGAAGCUGGUGGAAGGAACCGUGUAUGAAGAGGUGGCGUCAGCCAGCUACUCUGAAAACGACAUCAGCAACUCUCUGAAGAACGGCAUCCUUUACCUCGAAGACCCCAUUGACCAUACAUGGACACCACACUAUUUUGUCCUGACCAGUAAUAAGAUUUACUACUCAGAGGAGACAUCUCACUAUCAGACAGCUGAUGAAGAGGAGGAUGAUGAAGGAAAGGAGGAGUGUAACAACAAUGAGCAGCACUGUGCAGAGCGCUGGUUCCAUGGGAAGCUGGGUGGAGGACGCGAUGGUCGCCAGGUGGCUGAGAAACUCCUGCAGGAGUACUGCGAGGGUGGGGCUAAAGACGGCACCUUCCUGGUCCGGGAGAGUGAGACUUUUGUUGGAGACUACACCCUCUCCUUCUGGCGCUCUGGUCGGGUCCAGCACUGCAGGAUCCAUUCACGUCAGGAGUCCGGUUCCACCCGCUUCUACCUGACUGAUAACCUGGUGUUUGACAGCCUCUACCGGCUCAUCUGCCACUACAGAGACACACCGCUUCGCUGCAACGAGUUUGAGAUGAGACUGGGAAACCCUGUACCUCAGCCAAACGCCCACGAAAGCAGAGAGUGGUACCAUUCCAACCUGUCCCGUGUUCAGGCUGAACACAUGCUGAUGCGUGUGCCCAGAGACGGCGCUUUCCUGGUUCGAAAACGUAGCGAGCACAACUCCUACGCCAUCUCCUUCAGGGCAGAGGGUAAAAUCAAACACUGCCGUAUUCAGCAAGAAGGCCGUCUCUUCAUGUUGGGUAGUUCGGCAGAGUUUGAGAGUCUGGUGGAUCUGGUGAGUUACUAUGAGAAACAUCCUCUUUAUCGCAAGAUGAGACUCCGCUACCCCAUCAAUGAAGAUACUCUGGACCGGAUGGGAACCACGGAGCUUGACUAUGGAGCGCUGUACGAGGUUCGGACUCCUCAUUUCUAUGUGGAGGCCAAUAAGAUGCCCACAGCACGGUGUACGGUCAAAGCUCUGUACGACUAUCGAGCUCAGAGAGAGGACGAGCUGUGCUUCCCCAAGCAGGCACUCAUCCUAAAUGUGGACAAGCAGGAGGGCGGUUGGUGGCGAGGUGACUACGGAGGAAAGAAGCAGCUGUGGUUCCCUGCAAACUACGUGGAGGAGGUCCCUAGCUCCCCCACCAGAGAACUGGAUGAAGCAUCCACAGAGAGCAGUCCUCUGGGAACUUUCCUCAAGGGCUUCAUAGAUGUACCUACCUGCCACGUGGUGGUACAUAAAGACGGAAAGAACUCCCGGUCCUUUGUGUUCACGAUCCACUCCCAGCACCUCUCAUCUCACCCGGUUCAGACUCUGGACGUAGCAGCAGACAGCCUGGAGGAUCUCACCAGCUGGGUCAGCAAGAUCAGAGAGGCUGCACAGAAUGCUGAUGCACGAAUGCAGGAGGAGAAACAGAUGGAGAGAAGGAAGAAGAUUGCAGUAGAGCUGUCUGAUCUCGUGGUUUACUGCAGACCUGUCCCCUUCAACGAGGACAAGAUUGGGACGGAGCGAGCAUGUUACCGGGAUAUGUCGUCCUUCCCGGAGACGAAGGCAGAGAAGUUUGCGACUCGUGGCCGAGGGAAACGCUUUUUGCAGUACAACCGCCGUCAGCUUUCCAGGAUUUAUCCCAGAGGACAGAGGCUGGACUCAUCCAACUAUGACCCCCUACCAAUGUGGCUCUGUGGCUCCCAGCUGGUUGCACUCAAUUUCCAGACCCCAGAUAAACCCAUGCAGCUGAACCAAGCUUUGUUCAUGCUUGGAGGAGGCAGUGGCUACGUUCCCCAGCCUGACAUCAUGAGGGACGACGCUUUUGACCCUUUUGACAAGGAUACGUUGCACGUGGAGCCAAUCACCAUCCAGUUACAGGUGCUGGGAGCUCGCCAUCUUCCUAAAAAUGGCCGCAGCAUUGUCUGUCCCUUUGUAGAGGUGGAAAUCUGUGGAGCUGACUACGACAGCUGCAAGUGCAAAACAGACGUUGUAGCUGAUAACGGUCUGAAUCCUGUGUGGGUGCAGAAGCAGUUUGUGUUUGAUAUCCACAACCCCACCUUCACCUUUCUGCGCUUCACUGUCUAUGAAGAGGACAUGUUCAGUGAUCCUAACUUCCUGGCACAGGCAACCUACCCUGUCCGUCUGCUCAAAACAGGCUACAGGAGUGUACCUCUUAAAAAUAGCUACAGUGAGGAGCUCGAGCUGGCAUCACUUCUGGUUCACAUAGAGAUCGUCAAUGCAAAGGAGGAAGAUGAUGAGAACAUGUACACAUCCAUCCAGCGGUUGCGAGAUCGAACCAGUGAGCUGUCCAACCAAAUUUCUCUCCUGGAGAGGUCCGGCUCAGCGGACCUGAGCUACCAGCAAAGUCUGGAGGAGCUUCGAGCCGCUCAGGACCAGCUGAGUGAGCUGGUGGAGGCUCGCAACCGCAGGUUGAUGGAGAAGAAGAGAAGGGAGAAGCUGAGGCAGCAGGUGGCAGCAAAGCGCAGCUAA
Archocentrus centrarchus (flier cichlid) is the source of this 4890-nucleotide messenger RNA. RefSeq names its product 1-phosphatidylinositol 4,5-bisphosphate phosphodiesterase gamma-1-like. Gene Ontology annotation, biological process: phosphatidylinositol metabolic process; phosphatidylinositol-mediated signaling; phospholipid catabolic process. Gene Ontology annotation, molecular function: protein binding; phosphatidylinositol-4,5-bisphosphate phospholipase C activity; calcium ion binding. The record is from RefSeq and is a predicted model, not a curated record. Gene Ontology annotation, cellular component: ruffle membrane. The transcript is spliced from 32 exons. The coding region runs from base 952 to 4890 and encodes 1312 amino acids. NCBI's taxonomy places the organism in Eukaryota, Metazoa, Chordata, Actinopteri, Cichliformes, Cichlidae.